Fraxinus pennsylvanica is the source of this 1413-nucleotide messenger RNA. Lineage: Eukaryota; Viridiplantae; Streptophyta; Magnoliopsida; Lamiales; Oleaceae. The record is from the annotation of a GenBank genome assembly.
AUGCGGAAACAGAGCAUUCUUAGGCCUCCCAAAUGUAUUCCUGGAGGCCUUCGAACGAUACUAUGUUUUGUUCUCUUUUCUAGUCUUUUUGUAUUGAUCGUCUACACUUCUCAUAUAUCGUACUCGGACUUCGUCUUCACUUCUUUUGGCACUGAAUCCAAUGACCGAAUUGUUUUUCCUCGUUACAUCAAAAAUCAGAUCUCUUAUAUGCAAUCCCAGUUUGGAAUUCUGUUAGAGCAGUUACAUACUGAGAGGUCUGAAUCAAAAAUUCUGGUGAAAUUUUCAGAUCAAGUACUUCAAAUCGCCGUGUCAUUGGACAGGCUUGCUGAAAGUCUCUCUCGUCAUUACAGCAAUGUCCCGGCUGAUGGAAAGGACAUAACUAAAGUGGAUGAAUAUUCGAGCACGACUGAGGAAGAUGAAGUCGAAGAAGAAUCGCUACAUGGCAAGGUCUUUAACUCUGCAGAGCUUCAAAACUACACUUCGCCUAAACCAAACAAGCCUCGUGGGAAAAAGAAUUUUCUUGGCUUGGAAUCAGUUUAUCCAUCUAUUGGACAAGGUUGUGCUCGACUGGCCUCUACCCUAGACCGUUUCAUGACUUACAAGGCAUAUGAUAUUUGCCCCGAUGAUUGGGACUUGGCUCAGAAGCUUAUGAUCAGUGGUUGUGAUCCAUUACCUAGAAGGAGGUGUUUUACAAGGACACCACUGCGAUAUGAUAAGCCAUGUCCAUUAAACGCCUCUCUCUGGACUCAACCUCGGGAUGUUGACAUUUCCUGGAGCCGUUAUAAAUGCAAGAACUACCGGUGUCUUGUAUCCAAUGGAACGAUAAACAACAGAGGGUUUUAUAAAUGCUCCGACUGCUUUGAUCUUACUAAACGAGGAUGGGAUGGUCAAAGGGACAAAGACAUUUCAGCAGAAUUCUCCAUCGAUGAAAUCCUGAUGUUAAAACCCGGGGAAAUUCGAAUUGGCCUGGAUUUUAGUCCCACAGCUGGUACUUUUGCUGCACUAAUGAAGGAAAAAAAUGUCACCAUUGCUUCUGCUACGAUGAAUUUAGGGGCCCCUUUUAGUGAAGUGAUUGCAUCAAGAGGCCUCUUGCCAUUAUACAUAUCAAUUGGCUCAAGAUUACCUUUCUUUGACAAUACCUUGGAUAUUGUUCAUUCUACUCUCUUCUUGGAUGGAUGGAUUGGGAUAGAACUUCUUCAGUUUGUUUUGCUCGACUGGGAUCGAGUUCUUCGACCCAAGGGACUUCUUUACGUUGAUCGUUUCUUUUGCAAGAAAGAAAACAUGAAAAUGUAUGUAGAUGAAUUUGACAGAAUCGGGUACAAAAGGCUAUUGUGGAAAGUUAUGCCGAAGAUGGAUAAAUUAGAUGACGAACUCUUUCUUUCUGCUGUCCUGGAAAAACCAGUUAGAGGUUAA